AGCAUGGUGUUCAAAAUGGCGGUACGGACGCUGUGUAUUGGCUGCCUUUGUGUGGUAUUCUUUAGCUUCAAACCCACUCAAUGUGAGCCAUUUCAAGCGCCAAGUUAUACCAUUGACCUCGAUCUUGCUCCGGAAGAAAGAUGGCUCAAUAUUACCCAGAAAUACCUGAAAUACACUCCGAAGAUUUUAGCAAAUCUGCGAAAGAAGAUUCCACCGUUUGCAAUACCGCUUGCAGAAAAGCUUGCUGUUGUAAUUGAUAAACAUUUCCCCGAGGAGUAUAAUAAAGAGAUGAUGGGUAUAUCAAAGGGACUUCAUCUAAGCUUUUCAGACACAAUACUUCUCAACAUUUUAUACGACGUAACAGCUUUUUGCACAAGUAUCGUUGCACAAGACAAGGAUGGAAGUGUUUUUCACGGAAGAAACCUGGAUUACUCUUUUACAGAUACGCUGCGGGAUAUAACUUUCAUAUCCAACUUUCAAAGCAAAGGUAAAUUAUAGAUUAUUCUGUAGACAGUAAGUGUGCGAUUCCUCUAUCAUGUUCCGUCGAGCAUGUAAUAGGAAAUAAAUAGUAAUUGAACUUUCACAUUCCUCGCACUGUUGUAUAGCUCAGUGGAAAAAGGCUAUGGUAGGAAAUGACUGAUCCGGUUAAUAGGCAAGAAAGCUUAUUUUGAGUGACAGUGACAUUCUUUACAACUCAAGGAUUAUGUGAAUUAAAGGUUCCAAUUUAUAAGCUUCCAAUGCGUUGAUCAAUUUGAAGAGUUAACGCCACUUGGCAACCCCCCCUCCCCUGCAUUCUGAAUUUUGGAGAUUAGUCCUUUCAAAAUUCCUACUCCCUGCGGGGAAAAAUUGUACUUGAAUGCCCUACUCAACGACAAUUUUUUAUUGGAGGGUUCUUUGUGUGAUCAAUGAAUGUUGUAGUAUCUAGCAAAUUUAUGUGAUAGUUUUUGCUGCUGUUGAGUUUUGCACUUGUAAGCAUCAUUCCUUGAUGUAAAAAUUUAUCACAUCAUGUUGCAUUUUGCAACUAAAUGCAAUAAAUGGAAUAAUCAUAUUCAAUAUUGUUUGAGAGAGAUUGUUAUUAAUUUUUCAGCCUUUGUUCAUUCACUAUUCAAUAGCACUUCAUACUCUGCAGACAACAACUGUUUUACAAUAAAGACAAGAUCAGCAAAUGUGACUUUCUACUCAUUGACCAGAGUUGAUUUGAUUAUUGAAGUCUUUAAAACCUGAAAUGCAUAACCUUUUAACCCUUUAACACCCAUGAGUGAUCAAAAUAGAAUUUCUUCUGACAAUAUCCAUGCAGUAUCAAGCAGACAAGUGAUGAGAAUAAAGAAAAAUAUCAGUUAGGGGAUUAUUUAUUGUUCCAAUACCUAAUUCUCCAUACUGCUAUUAUACAAAUUGUAUGGCGAACAGUAGGGAGAAUAAAUAGUGGGAUCUGGGAGUGAAACAGUUUAUCAUUGGUCUUUAUAGGUAAGGUGGUGUACACUGGUGUAACAUUUGCUGGCCAGGUUGGUCUUUUGACAGCACAGCGACCGAACAGUCUCACAAUCAGUCUGGAUGAGAGGGACCGGGGCCACAUAUGGGAUAAUGUCUUUGAAGCUAUCUUUAAUAAAAAUGCAAUUCCUGUUACAUUUCUGAUUCGAGAUGUGGUCAGCACAGAAGGAAUGGACUUUUCUCAAGCUGUGAAGAAAGUAUCUCAAGUGUCCUUGAUAGCAGCUAGCUAUCUUAUUUUAGGAGGAGUUAAAGUUGGGGAAGGUGCUGUGGUUACGCGAGACAGAGAAAAAACAGCUGACAUCUGGAGGCUGGGUCAAGAUGCAGCAAAGGAACCGUAUGUACUUAACAAAUAGAUGUCAUGUUGUGGUACAUAAUUUUAUGUUUAGUGAUACAUCUCAGGUGAUGUCAAAAUGUGGAAGAAAACAAGAACACAAGAAAGAAAGCUGCACAUAACAUGGCCAAGUUUGUCACUGAUACUCUAACCCUAAGCAUUUUGAUGUCUUCUGUGAUCUAUUACUUUCCAGAUUUACAGAGCCACAGUAACAUGGAACCAAUUUAUUUUAUAAAAGAAAAAGAAAAAGGUUGUUACUGGUGACAUCAUUUUGUGUCUGUCCUCCAAUUGGUCAUAAGUAAGAACCAAUCAAAUGGUGUGUAAUUCAGCUUAUUAUAUACUAGUAAACACAAAGAGAUUAUGCAAUUUUGAAACUUAAGAAAAGUGAGAAAGUACAUGCGAAUUAUGAAGUUUGAAAAGGAGGUUACUUUUAUCUUGAACUUUACAAACUACCCUCGUAUGGAUGGUUACAUCUCAGGAUUGAAUCAUUUUUGUGUUGAAUAUGCAGGUGGUACCUUGUAGAGACCAAUUAUGACCAUUGGACCACACCCCCUCCAUCAGAUGAUCGCCGUGACCCGGCUGAGAAGGCAUUGAAAAAGUUGACUCAGGCAAAGCUCACCCCUGAUGCACUGUUCAAUGUCAUGUCCAUCCAUCCUGUACUGAAUAAUGAGACUGUCUACACAACUAUCAUGCAGGCAAAAAAUGCUGAUCUAUUCAAUACUUGGAUUCAGACGCCAUAAGAUAACAAUCUUGUAUUCCUUGGUGAGCCACUUAUUUUCUUGGAGAUAAUUCAAGCUUAACCCUUUACAUCCUAACAUCGGUAUGCAUGUUCUCGAUACUGUUCUGUUCUCUAUACAUUCCUAAAGUACUGACAAGGAGAGUUUGUUUGAAAAUCAAGAGCUUCUUUUGUUGGUGAUCAUCUCCUUCAUUCUCAUGACCUUAAUGUUUGAUUCACGGGUGAUAUUGUAAGGAAAAAUUAGAUGCCUGUCACUCUUAGGGAUUAAAGGAUUAACCCUUAAGCUCCCAUGAGUGAUGACCAAAACAGAAUUUCUCCUUACAAUAUCAAUACAAUUGUGAAUUGUUAGUUGAUCAAACACCAAAUUAUCUGAAGUAACAUCAUAACAAUUGUGUGACAGACAGUGGGGAGAAUUUCUAGUUACAUAUUGGAAGGGAAUGGUCAGUUGCAAACUAGGAAAAGUAUGCAUUGUUUUGCAUGUAAUUGUGAAAAAAAAAAGAAGAAAACAGAGUGCUAAAGAAACUAAAUUUUUGAGACAAAUUGGAUCACAUAAAUGUUAAGAAAAAUGAAGCAAGCAUUUUUUGCAACUUAUUUUCAACAUAACAAAAAGAAUCUAAAAAAUUGUUUUUUAAGUAACACUGAAGGUAGCUUCAACAGUAUGGAUAACACAACUUUAACAAUUAUAACAUAAUAUAUGUUUCAGUUUGGUAUUGAAAUUUUUUAUCGUCUUUUUUAAAUCAAUAUUUUAUGAUGAAUAGUAACAACUGGUUAAGUCUGCAUAAUAACUGAGUUAAGCACUACUCGAGAGUUAAGGAACUGGAUGUGGUUAGGAGAAAAUCAAGAAAAUUGACUGUUAAUUUUUUUCCAGAGAAUGGCGAAAUCAGAAAUAAAUUAUCGUUAGUGGAAUGAUCUUUUUCACUAAAAAUGCACUGAGUGCACUCCCGUGUCCCCGUUCCCCGUUCUUAAUUUUUUUUGUUUUGUUUUUCAUUCCCCGUUCUCCGUUCCUGAUUUUGGUAACAUCCACAGCGGGAGUGGCGGAUAACGCUUUUGCAUGAGGUUCAUAUGACUCUCAUAAGGGUCAUCAGUCUCUUCGAUCGAUUCUCUCUUAACCGUGGUGAACACAUGAAACAGCCGUAUUUAUCUCUUUGCCAAUUAUCCAUCUGUUCGUAAAGUAUUCGAAUGAGCAAAAUCAAUUAUCUUAGCUUUCAAUGCUUUAUUAGAUACAACUGAAUAAUUUACACUUAUAGACAUAUUUUUUUUUUAUAUUUACAAAAAAGGUCGUGCAACGAAUACCAGUAGUCUGGAGGGUGCGGGCGCUCCUAAAAUUCCCAGCGUGUCUUAAUAAAAAGUAUAGUC
Molecule: messenger RNA, 3911 nt
Organism: Pocillopora meandrina
Lineage: Eukaryota; Metazoa; Cnidaria; Anthozoa; Scleractinia; Pocilloporidae
Source: the annotation of a GenBank genome assembly